Molecule: messenger RNA, 2344 nt
Organism: Solenopsis invicta (red fire ant)
Lineage: Eukaryota; Metazoa; Arthropoda; Insecta; Hymenoptera; Formicidae
Product: sodium-independent sulfate anion transporter
Exons: 11
Coding region: 342-2255 (637 amino acids)
Biological process (GO): transmembrane transport
Cellular component (GO): membrane
Molecular function (GO): sulfate transmembrane transporter activity
Source: RefSeq, a predicted model, not a curated record
AGAUAGAAUGUAGCAAAUAGUAGUCAUUAAUUCAGCUGUUAAUAAUCCCACGUCAAGGCUCCUGGCGCCCGUGUGGUAUGAUUGUUUUUAUCAGAUUGUCAACAGCGCACGUAAUAUGAAACCAGCGAGAAUUAAUCGGAGGAAUUAAUGAGGUUUCCUCGCAGGAAUUUUUACAGCGAGCUUUUAGGGAUAGACGCGCGCGCGGCGACGAUAAGAUCACGCGCGACUCCGACACGGGAGCGCCGUGAGAUUCGCCGUUGAGACAUGCUCGCGGUUGCGAAGUCGCAAGAGCUGAGUGGUGCUCGUUAGUCUCUCGAUUGGAUCUCAUCGACGCGAGGAGGAUGUCCGACGAGGAGUGUCCAUCGAUUCCGGUUUCUCGACGGAAGCCGCGCUUCACGGUGGCGAAAUACCUACCGAUUCUCGGCUGGUUACCGCGAUAUACCCGGCUGAAGGCUGUGUCGGACCUUAUAGCGGGCAUCACUCUGGGCCUGACCAUGAUCCCUCAGAGUAUGGCCUACGCGGUACUGGCUGAACGGAUUCCCCAGUAUGGUCUGUACUCUUGUUUUGUGGGCGGUUUCGUGUACAUUAUCUUCGGAACCACCAAGGAAGUCUCUAUUGGCCCGUCGUCUUUGAUGGCCCUACUAACGUUGCAAUACACGCGAGACAUGCCGCAGGACUUCGUAAUACUCUUGUGCUUUCUGGCUGGAUGCGUAGAAUUUUUAAUGGGCGUAUUAAAUCUAGGAUUUUUGGUGGAUUUUAUAUCUGUCCCGGUCACAUCGGGUUUCAUGUCGGCUGGAUCACUCAUUAUUAUAAUCGCUCAGCUACAGGGCCUUCUGGGAUUAAGAUACAAGUCGAAAAAUAUUGCAGAUAAUCUAUACAAAAUAGUUACGCAUAUUACUGAGAUUCGGCCAGCCGAUUUCGCACUCGGAAUUUUCAGCAUCGUGUUUCUUCUGAUUUUCAGAAAACUGAAAGACAUCGAUUAUCCUUGUACGAGAAACAAAAGAGACACUUCCAGAAAUGCAAUGAUAAAAAAGAUAUUUUGGUAUUUCUCCAUUGGUAGGAACGCUCUCAUUGUACUUAUAACGGCUACGAUAGCGUAUCAAUUUGAAGUGAAUACGGGAUCCGUUCCGUUUAUACUUUCAGGAAAAAUAAAAGCCGGCCUUCCCAAUGUGGCGUUACCACCCUUCUCGUCUCAAGUAGGAAAUCAAACUUACACAUUCUUCGACAUGUGCGCUCAUUACGGAUUAGGGCUAGGGAUACUUCCUGUUAUAUCCGUCUUAGCAAACGUAGCGAUUGCUAAAGCGUUUGCAAUGGGCGCCUCAGUUAAUGCGACACAAGAAAUGCUGACUCUCGGUCUUUGCAAUAUACUUGGCAGCUUUGUGUCGGCGCUUCCAUCCGCCGGUGCAUUUACUCGAAGCGCAGUUAGCAGUGCCAGCGGGGUGCAAACACCUAUGGCCGGUUUAUAUUCCGGUACUAUGGCAUUGCUAGCGCUGAGCUUCUUGACGCCGUAUUUUUAUUACAUCCCACGUGCGACACUUGCGGCGGUGCUGAUAACCGCCGUGUUGUUCAUGAUCGACCUGAAGAUCAUAAAAUUACUCUGGAGAGGAAGCAAAACAGAUGCGGUCGCGGCGAUAGGGACCUUUGUGCUCUCUAUUCUUAUCGGUAUCGAGAUCGGACUCCUUCUGGGGGUUCUCUUCAACUUGAUCCUUUUCAUCCGAAUGUCCGCGAGACUAACACUUCAAACAAUCAAUUGCAAGACUGACUUAGGAAAUAGAUACAUAAUGUUAAAACCCGACGUAUGUCUUCAUUAUCCCGCAGUAUCUUCCUUCUGCAAUAAAGUCAUGAGUUUAGCUGAAAACGGUGUCCCGUUGAUCUUAAAUUGUGAAAGAUUCACCAGUCUUGAUUACACUUCAAUCAAGGGUAUUGAAACGAUAUCGAAAAAAUUGAAUCGCGAAGGAAACCAAUUCUGGCUGUUGCAUCUUAACUCCGACAUUAUAAAAAGUUUUGAUGUUCUCGCCGACAAUGAGCACAUCCGUUUAAUCGAAAAAGAAGAGAACAUUGUGGAUGUUCUUUAUGACAAUACUGUAAUCAAUAAAAAUUCCGAAGAUCCGACCGAUGUCACUAAGAAAGCAACAGAAACGGAAAAGCAGAAUCACGCAGACCUUUCGUAUUCCAAUUCUCGACGAAAGAAUUCGGAAUCCAACGCCGAAGAAAUGGCCUUAGUAUCACCGUCCGAAUGCAAAAUACAACUAUAAAUAAAGUGACUCUGUAUUUAAAAAGUCUAUCGAUUAUAAAUAUGAACAAUUAUUUAUACUUGGACCAAAGUCAAGUUCUCAAAACAAAA